Messenger RNA from Schistosoma margrebowiei, 2269 nucleotides. NCBI's taxonomy places the organism in Eukaryota, Metazoa, Platyhelminthes, Trematoda, Strigeidida, Schistosomatidae. The record is from the annotation of a GenBank genome assembly.
UAAAGCCCCGCAGGAUUUAAAGAUUUGGGAUAAUCUUUUGAUUCGUAACAUGACCAUUGCAAGCAUGGAUGAACAGGAAACAAUCCAUACUGCAGUGAAACGAGGUGAUUUUGUGGCACUCAAAGGAAUGAUUUCGAGUGGAGCCAGUGUAAAUGAAGUAGAUAAACAUUCGUUUACACCUUUACAUUGGGCUGCUAACGUAGGUGCAAUAGAGAUUCUACAAUAUCUACUGUGGAAAAAUGCUGAUCCUUCAUUGGUGACUAAAAGUGGUUGGACACCCGUUCAUAUAGCUGCCAUCCGAGGCUAUGAGAAAUGUAUACAGUCACUGGUUGACAGAGGUGUGAGUGUCUCUGCUAAAGACAAAUACGGUCAGACUCCUGGCCAUCUGGCUUCAAUACAUGGAAAUUCCGGUAGCCUUUUAACCCUCCUACGCGCUGGUGCUGAUCUUGAAACAGUGGAUAUUAGUGGAUGGACAAUGUUACAUGCAGCUUCAUUUCACGGACGAUUAGGAUGUGUUCAAGUGUUACUCAGGUGGGACCUGCGAAUAGAGGAUACUGACAAAGCUGGAAACAAUGCUGCUCAUCUAGCAGCAAUGGAAGGUCAUUUACCUGUGUUGCAGUAUUUAAUGAGUCAAGUCCAAACUCCAUUGUACAUACUCGACACUCCCAAUGAUCAUGGAGAAACUGCUGAAGCUUUAGCUAAACGGUUUUUGAAAAACGAUGUUGAAUCGUAUAUAAAUAAAAUCAAAACAGAACAGACAUUCCAUAGAGGAUCAGAAUACUCAGAGACAUUGGCGUUUCCAGCACAUGCGGCGGCUUAUUCUGGGGACUUAAUCCAACUACGUGUUUUAAUAGAGUCAGGGACUGUAAAGAUAGAUGAAAGAGAUGAACAGGGUGCAACACCAUUACACAAAGCUGCUGGUCAAGGACACCUGAAGAUAAUUCAGUGGCUUCGAGAAAACGGUGCUGAUCCAAAAUUAAGAAAUGAACUGGGUGAAUCACCAGCCGAUGUAGCUAGAAGGUAUGGUCAUUUAGGAGCGCUAAAACUUUUAUCACCUAAAUCCGAUGGAGAAUAUGAGAAUGAAGAAAUUUCAGAUAUUAUAGAUUUACCAUCUGAUAUUCCGCUUGGUUAUACUGAAGGUGAAAAAAUGCAUCAGCUCAUAGUGGAUAAAAAUGGCGCAAUCGGUAGAGCUAAAAUUAGAAUUGAAAAAUUAGAACGUUUGUUAGAAUUGGCUAAAUCAGAUUAUAAGCAACUAGAUGGUCCGAUAGAGAAAGAAGAAAAACAAAGAAUCGAUGCCUUAAAUGAACUCGGCCGGUAUGUAUUUUUUUCAAACAUAUAUUUAAUAUAGCUGUUGAAUAGGAUCAAAGUCAAUUGAGAAAUAUAAGAUACAACUCAUAGAUCAUUAAGGCAAAAUUGUGUCGAUCUUCAGAUAUCAGUCCAUCAGAAAUAAAUAAAAUAAUGUUUCUCAUUAAAAGAAUAACUACUACACGAGAGAUAUAAAAAGAAGCAUUCAAUCAUAAAAAACAAUGGGGGAAACAAUAUGAAGCAAUAUGUUACUAUUAAAUAGAAUGUUAAGUGUCACCUCAAUUUAUACCCUUCAAUAGACAAAAUACUAUCAUAGGAAUUUAAGACAGGUAAUAUUCGUGAUUUAAUAAUGGUGAUGAUAAUUCGGUUUAUUUAUAAAGUGUCAUGAGCUGUAAGCUGCUUCUGAUAUCAUGUCAUCAUUUUUAGAUUUAUGGUUUAAUACUACUUGGUUAAUGGGAUCGUAUUCGUGCGAUUUUGAUAUUUUUUAGAACAGAACUUUUCAUCUCAUAUUCAUUUAUAGAAUGAAUAUUGUGCUUUAAAACCACUGACAAAACUAAGAAAAUGAAAUUAACUAGAUUUUACUUUUAAUGUAUAUCGUUACUCCGUAUAUCUGUGCUAAACAAAUUAUUGUUCACUAAACACAUUGUUCACGUCAUUAUCGGUGUGUUCAUCUAUUCUCUUCACUAUUCUCCUCUCAUUCUAACGACAAGUCUAGACAGUUACACAAAAUUGUGCUAUCUACAAUUAAGCUAUACUCCGAUUCCCUUUUGUCACUUAAUUAGAUAUAAUUUUAAUUAACUUAACUGACAUAUUCAAACUUAAAAAUAUCACUAGACUUGGACUUCAUUUUGUGACUGUUUAAUAGGCAAACCUCACUUUUAGCCUGAGAUGGAUUUGUUCCGUUCAUCAUAAACACAUUUUAUUGGAAUGCUUUUCUCUUCAAACUUGUUGCAUAUUAUUUGAC